AUGAGCAAAAUUGUACAUGACAAAACCGAAGCAAAUGUAUUAAAAGAGAGGAAGCAAAAACAUGGCGCAGUGAAAGAUGGAGCAAGUUACUGUCAAGAUGAGGGGAAUGUGAAGGUGGCUACCAGAGGCCACGACUUUUACAACAUUAUUUUUUUAUUACUGCUAUAUACUAUACAAGGCGUCCCGAUCGGUGUGUCGUCCGUCGUCCCCUUAAUAAUUCAAGAUAAAGUGAGCUACUCGCAGUUAAGUAUUUUGUCCCUAGUCAGCAUACCCUUCAGCUUGAAACUGCUGUGGGCCCCGCUUGUCGAUUCUGUGUACCAUAAAAAAAUAGGGAGAAGGAAAAGUUGGAUAAUCCCGCUUCAGUUAAUUUGUAGCUUUUCCAUGAUUUUCUGUGGGAAUCAUGUGAGCGUGUGGUUAGGGGAAAGGGGCAACAUCGCGAAUUUGUACUUCUUAACCUCCUUCUUCUUCGUGCUAUUCUUUUUGAUGGCCACCCAAGAUAUAGCUGUCGAUGGAUGGGCGCUGACUAUGUUAUCCGAGGAGAACAAGGGACUAGCCUCCACCUGCAACAUCCUUGGACAGAACAUCGGCUACUGCGUGUCACAGUUGUCUUUCCUAACGUUAAACAACAAGAACAUCUGCUUCUACAUUUUUAGGAAGUACAUAGAGUGCAUGCACUCCAUGUUUAACCACUCUAGCCAUUACAGGCAUUUGCACGAAACCAUGGACAUGAUAUAUCCCUCCUUUCAACCCUUUGUUGAUAUGAAUAUCUUUUUAAAAUUUUGGGGAGUAUUUAUUCUGGCGCUGACUAUAUUGACUUGCUUUAAAAAAGAAAUGAUGGACGAUAAUGGGAAGGAGAAGAAUGAUAAUGGCGUGGGAAGCAGUACGCCGAGUAAAAAGUAUAACAAGUACCCUAGUGUAAGAGACGAACACAACGAAAACUCAAACGAGUUCGCCAACUCAAAGGAUACGUAUAAAAACUUGUACCAACUAAUAUUCCUACCACCGAUGAAAAUAUUUAUUUUUAUAUUCCUCAUGAUCCGAGUUCCAUUUGCCUCCGUGGAGGUGGGCACCAACUUCAAAAUGUUGAAAAAGGGCAUCAGCAAGGAAGAGUUUGCAAUUUUCAAUCCAUUUUUCAUACCUAUAUCAAUUAUAUCAUCAGCCAUAAUAGGGAAAAUUACAAAAAAUGUUAAACCCCUUAAUAUAUACUACUACGGUUACUUAUUAAGAUACCUUUCGAAUAUUAUUUUGUCUACACUUUUACCACUGACGGAGUAUAUAUAUUCGAACAAGACACAUCUCCCUCAGGCUUAUUUGUAUUCCUACUACCUGUACAUUUUUAUUGCACAGGUUUUUAAUCACUUUUGUAUCGACCUCAUGACUGUGUCAUCGAUGAGCUUCCAAAAUAUAAUUUCAGACCCCGAAAUUGGUGGAACCUACAUGACCUUCCUAAACACUGUUAACAACAUGGGAUCACACUGGUCAACCAUAUUUUUGUGGCUUCUGGAUUAUACAGACAGAACAGUGUGCUACGGAGGGAAGUGCCUGUUGAUUGAUGGCUACUACACGCAAAUGGUGUUUUCUUUCAUCGUCGGGAUACUCAUAAACAAGUACAUAACGAGGUGCAUCACGAAGCUCCAGGCCUUCCCCAUAGAAGACUGGAGGACGAAUAGCAGCAGCAGCGAAAAAAAAAUAAAAUGA
Messenger RNA from Plasmodium knowlesi strain H, 1698 nucleotides. RefSeq lists its product as uncharacterized. The transcript is spliced from 9 exons. Gene Ontology annotation, molecular function: acetyl-CoA transmembrane transporter activity. The coding region runs from base 1 to 1698 and encodes 565 amino acids. The record is from RefSeq and is a predicted model, not a curated record. Gene Ontology annotation, cellular component: membrane. NCBI's taxonomy places the organism in Eukaryota, Apicomplexa, Aconoidasida, Haemosporida, Plasmodiidae.